Messenger RNA from Acromyrmex echinatior (Panamanian leafcutter ant), 2223 nucleotides. Its product is annotated as protein dissatisfaction. Gene Ontology annotation, biological process: regulation of DNA-templated transcription. NCBI's taxonomy places the organism in Eukaryota, Metazoa, Arthropoda, Insecta, Hymenoptera, Formicidae. Gene Ontology annotation, molecular function: sequence-specific DNA binding; DNA-binding transcription factor activity; zinc ion binding. The record is from RefSeq and is a predicted model, not a curated record.
UGGAGGUGAAGAAGAGGUGUUACGCCGUGGAUUCGCGUGACGUAACCCCGGUAUACGCCAUCGCCGUGGCCUCCUCGCCGCGACUCGCGGUCGUUUAGGGAUUGGCGUCGGUGUGUUGGUUCGCACUCUGCAACCAUCCACCCACCCUAUCCUUUCCCACCCCCCCUCGGUAUCCCAUUCCACCGCCCCUCGCGGAUACCCACUACCGGACUGUGUCGACCGUAUCGGAGAACGACCCAUGAUUCUCCGUGAUGUGGCUACGGACAGGAGAGAUAGCUGCUCCGGCAGCCAGUCGGGCAACAACCCCUAUAUGCGCAUAUACGGACGAAUAGACACACUCAUACACGCGUGCAGACACAUAUAUACAUAGACAUGGGCACGUGUACGCCCUUCUCGACAAGAGAGAGAGAGAGAGAGGAUGAGAGGGGAUGAGAGAGAAUGAUAGAGAAAGAGAGAGAGAGAGAGAGAGAGAGAGAGAGAGAGAGAGAGAAAGUGAGAGAGAGAUGAGUAGGUACAUCGAGGCUCGAAGCCAUCCCGUCACGGAGAAUGCUUCGGGACUUCGCGCGACCUCCUCGGCGCCGAGUCGGGACCACGGCUUCGGCUAUACGUCGUUCUCUGGCGAUGUUCGACUUUUGAACAGCUGCGGAGGAGAUGGGCACAGGAGACAGAUUACUUGACAUACUGUGUGAUGUAUGUGGCGACCGUAGUUCUGGAAAACACUACGGCAUUUACAGCUGCGACGGUUGUUCGGGGUUUUUCAAGCGAAGUAUACACAGCAAUCGAGAGUACAUCUGCAAAGCUCAGGGUGCUAAGAAAGGACGUUGUCCAAUCGACAAGACUCACAGAAAUCAAUGCCGUGCUUGUCGUCUCGCUAAGUGCUUCGAAGCUAACAUGAACAAGGACGCAGUGCAACAUGAGCGCGGACCGAGGAAACCAAAACCCCACGCGAUCAUCUCGUCGGAGAAGCAGCAUCAGCAACAGUCGCCGAUUGUCACGCAAUUGUCUCCUCAUUCUGCGACUUCGGUGCACAGUGAUCGAUUAAGACCAGCACUAGCUCCUCCGUACGUUCUCUCGCCACACAGAAGGUUAAGGUGCGACCAAAGAUUCACGCCUUAUCCACGACCGAUGGCGCUGGUACAGAAACCGCCGGAGGAAUCACCAUCCCCUGUACCGUUGAUUCUACCGCACCCUCGCACGACUACGACCCUCUAUCAAGCGGCCACAACCGUCUCCUUAGCACCACAGCCUCCCCUUCUGCAGAUACUAAUGUCCGCCGAGGAAUGUCAGGAACUGGUUUGGAACGCGCGAUUACAACCCACGGCAGAGUAUCCGAUGGAGCAAAUAGAAACGGAGACGAGUCGAAGUCCGACGGGCACCGUACAGAGCUUUAGUCCGACUUGGGAGAUGCUGCAGGAGACGACGGCCCGACUAUUGUUUAUGGCUGUCAGAUGGGUGCGUUGCCUGCCGCCCUUCCAAACGAUAUCGAAGGACGAUCAAUUGUUACUCCUAGAACGAUCCUGGACGCAGUUGUUCUUGCUGCACUUGGCACAAUGGUCUGUCUCCUGGGAUAUCACCGCGCUCCUCGAAGAUGAGCAAGUGCGUAGUAGAUUGCCCACGGAUGACAACCCAACGAAUCAGGAGCUCGUCCUUAUUCAGGCUAUAAUAUGCCGAUUCAGACAACUGUCUCCCGAUUUCGGUGAAUGCGGUUGUAUGAAGGCAGUGGCUUUAUUUACGCCAGAGACGGUAGGUCUGCACGCGGUCCAGCCCAUUGAGAUACUGCAAGAUCAGGCACAACGUAUUUUAGUGGACUAUACAAGGUCACGAUAUCCACAGCAACCUAGUAGAAUCGGCAGAUUGAUGAUUCUGGUCGGAUAUCUGAGGUGCGUCUCUUCCAAGACCGUCGAACGUCUAUUCUUUCACGAAACCAUCGGGGAAAUACCAAUCUCGCGUUUACUAGUCGACAUGUAUCAAAUGGAAAAGUAUAUCAACUGAAGCGCAUUUUGCAUAUCAUACAUACGCGUUAUACAUAAAUGUGUCAGGACCACAACGAGCUCGCAGCUUUCCAAAACUCUUCCGACUCUCUCACAUGUAGAAACAGCAGAAUAGAAUAAGAGAAAAGUUUUUGAAAUCUGUAGUGGUCUUCACAAAUUCCCUUUUCACAAUUUGUCCUUGCAAUUAUGUAGUAUAGUGUUGAUAUCCGACGAAAAUGGAGUUUAUUGUUUC